Messenger RNA from Sinocyclocheilus rhinocerous, 613 nucleotides. RefSeq names its product tctex1 domain-containing protein 1-like. NCBI's taxonomy places the organism in Eukaryota, Metazoa, Chordata, Actinopteri, Cypriniformes, Cyprinidae. The record is from RefSeq and is a predicted model, not a curated record. Gene Ontology annotation, cellular component: cytoplasmic dynein complex; cytoplasm. Gene Ontology annotation, biological process: microtubule-based movement. The transcript is spliced from 4 exons. The coding region runs from base 24 to 557 and encodes 177 amino acids. Gene Ontology annotation, molecular function: dynein intermediate chain binding.
UUCAGUCGAUUUUCCGCAAUAAAAUGUCUGAUUUAGCGAAAGAGAAAGCGGCACGUCUGUUGAAGAAGCGUGGAAGCUUGUCUUCUCUGGGCAGUCAUGAAGUCAGAGCUAAAGAAGCCUUUGCCAAAACCAAGGACUCUAUCAGCACAGUGUCCUACAUGGAAGAGCCUGGACAUCAUGAUGAUAUUCCACGGCCUGCGGUGCAAAUGGAGAACACCUAUCAGCUCAGCCCCGCACAACGUUUCCCAGUGUUAACAGUGAAGGACAUUCUGAAGGAUGUGUUGACCAGCUACCUGCAGGAGGAGAAAUAUGAACCGGAGCUCUGCAGACAGAUGACCAAAACCAUCUCUGAGGUGGUCAAGGCCAGAGUUAAAGAUUUGAUGAUUCCCCGCUAUAAGAUCAUCGUCAUCAUCAGCAUUGGUCAGAUCAGAGACCAGAACAUGCGCAUGGGGAGUCGAUGUCUGUGGGACGAGACACACGAUAAUUUCUCCUCACAUACUUUCAAAAACAGCUCGCUGUUCGCCACCGCUACUGUCUAUGGUGUUUAUUUUGAAUGAGUGUGUAAGAAUAUCAGCUGGGUUUUAGUGACGAGUGAUUUUAGCCAACCAGUGGC